Molecule: messenger RNA, 2686 nt
Organism: Ooceraea biroi (clonal raider ant)
Lineage: Eukaryota; Metazoa; Arthropoda; Insecta; Hymenoptera; Formicidae
Product: facilitated trehalose transporter Tret1
Biological process (GO): transmembrane transport
Cellular component (GO): membrane
Molecular function (GO): transmembrane transporter activity
Source: RefSeq, a predicted model, not a curated record
CUCCUCCGUUAGGAAGGCGGAGAAGGUAAGUGACGGUCGCAGGAGGGAGUUCAAAAUCGAAAGUGCAGCUCGCCUGCCGUUUUCGCGCCGUGCGACGUUUCAGUCCAUCGCAGUAUACCGUUGUAAUGUAAAUCGGCAAUCCGGCUGGCCGACCUCUAACGCUUUCUACCACGAGCUCGCUGAUUUCUCUGCGAGCCUGCCGGAUCUCGCGCCGCGACGACGGCAAAGCUCGGAUCGGUUCACGACCGAAUUCUCGCCGCCGAUCGAACGGUCCUCCAGUCUCAGGAGCGGCCGAUUUUUCUUCUCUGCGCGGUCCGUUAGCUUCGUGUGAAUAAUGCAGAAAAAAUUCAUGUUCCCGAUAUCAGGAAAAAGAAGCGAAACUGAGAAGAAUAUUUAGAUUGCAUGUGCAUCGCUUUGGACUCGUCUUGAAUGAAAAUCGAAAUCGGUGAAACACACGCGAGUGAAGAAACGCGGAGGGAAGCGCGAUGUUCGGUUGAAGAGAUCCUUCUAAGGGCCACUUUGCGAAUUCACAGAGGAUAUACUAUUUCUGACAAUCGAGAAGCUCGUUGUGAGAAUUUAUCAACACGUUGAGUGCCGUGCGGACCAUCGGUGAGCUUCGUUGGACUUUCCAUUUGACAACUCUUUGCCGUUUUGAUAACUUCGUCGGAAUCAAAUCUGGUAUGUGCGAAAUCGUAGCGCCUCUCAUGUCCUGAACUUCAGGACCUGAAGACUGGAGAUCUCAGCACAAGCAGCUCUAAGAUGACAUCUGAGUGCGUGGAAAACAAUAAGAGAAACGAUGACAAGACGUCGAUCACGGUCGAGGAGGCACGCGUUUCCAAAUUUCGGGAAGCAUUACCGCAAUGUUGCGCAGUCAGUGCUAAGAAUUUGCUUCUACUCACCUUCGGUUCAACUCUGGGAUUCUCGACUAUUCUGAUUCCAGCGUUACAAAAAGAAGAUGCGGAUAUCAAAGUUACUAUGGAAGAGCUGACAUGGAUUAGCAGCUUAAACUUAUUUCUCGUGCCAAUCGGUUGCCUCGUGAGCGGGCCACUGUCGCAAUAUCUGGGCAGGAAACGUACAAUGAUGCUGGCGAAUAUCCCAUUCGUGAUGGCUUGGCUAGUGUACUACUACUCCAGCAAUCCCGCUAUGUUGUUUGCGGCACUCGCGACGACAGGCCUGACGGGUGGCCUCCUCGAAGCGCCAGUCAUGACUUAUGUUGCUGAAGUGACGCAACCUCAUUUGCGCGGUAUGCUUUCCGCAACUUCCACAAUGGCUGUUAUCCUGGGUGUUUUCACGCAAAUGUUGAGUGGCAGUCUAGCCCACUGGAGAACCGUAGCCCUGAUCAACCUGAUUUACCCGAUUCUCUGCUUUGUUGCCCUUUGCUUUGUGCCGGAGAGUCCACACUGGCUCGCCGUCAGAGGUCGUCUCAAAGAAUCGGAACACGCUCUCUGCUGGUUACGAGGUUGGGUGAGCCCGUUGCAGGUUCAAAAGGAAUUUCAGACGCUCCGCGAGGCGGUUCAAAAGCCGGCCGACGAUACCGAUGCCAACAAGGAAGUGAUUUGGCGAUUGUACACCAAACGAACGGUUUAUCUACCCUUUAUCCUGGUCAGUACGGCCUUUUUCAUCGGUUCUUUCGGCGGCACAUCGACUCUGCAGACUUUUGCCGUCGUGAUAUUUGCAAAACUGAAGGCACCGAUUGAUAAGUACACGGCCGCUGUGUUUUUGGGCGUUGCACAGCUGAUCGGUACUAUAAUCUGCGUAAUGGUGAUACACUUUAUGGGAAAGCGCCGAUUGUCCUUCCUCUCGAUCACUGGUACCGGCCUGUGUUUCCUCAUCACUGCCAUCUAUGGUUACUUGAACGACACGGAUUACCUGGAUGGUGUCAAAUAUACCUGGAUCCCAACUACCCUCAUGAUAAGCGCCGCCUUCGCGUCACAUCUCUGCAUCAGGACACUGCCUUGGAUACUGGCGGGUGAGGUUUUUCCCGUACAGGUACGUAGCAGCGCGGUCGGCGCAGCUGGUAUGAUAGGGUACAUCUUGACGUCAAUCGCAAACAAGAGCUUCCUUUACAUGGUAAAUGGUAUGUCGCUGUCGGGCACAUUCUUCUUCUACUCUUUGAUCAACUUCUUCGGCUUGUGCUGUCUCUAUAUAAUAUUGCCCGAGACCGAGGGCAGGACGCUAAGGGAGAUCGAAGAGCAUUACGCUGGCAUACAGAACUUAAAGAACCGGCCGAGGAAAGCGCAGCAUGCCGAUAAAGAAAAAUGGGCGGCCACGAAUCCGGCAAUCGUGUAUGACGAGAAUGCCGAGAGUAAACUGUAGUCGGACAUUCACGAGUCAAACAGUAUGGAUAUCUCAUCAGACAGAUAUAAUUAUCCACGUUAUUUUUAACAGGAGAUGUAGUGAAAGCAAUACCGCAAGAAUGAGCGAUGUGUUGAAAGAUGUUAGGCUUAAUUGUUUUAUUUAUUAUUUUGUAUUAUUUCGUUAAUCGAGACGUAGAACGCGGCUGUCGUAAAACACUUCUCAAUCAUUAUCUAUUAAAAUAUAAAACAUUCAAUGUUUUAUCGAUUACAUAUUUUUUAUUGUUAUCGCUUAUGGAAACUCUUGUACCUUACGAGAAGUUUUCUACAGGCUACUGCGAGUAUAUGCUAGAUUUUAUGUAACUACGCAAUAAAGAAUCAAUUUUUACACA